GACGAGAAGAAUCAAGUGCUCAUCACGAAUGUCUGGCUAGACCACGAAUGGGUGGACGAGUUCAUGGUGUGGGAUCCCCAGCGGUUCAACAACAUCACAAAGCUGCGUAUACCUUGCCACAAGCUCUGGCUGCCCGACAUGGUCCUGUACAACAACGCUGCUGAAUACACGGACGGUCUCAUGCCAGCCAAUGCUAUGGUAGAGCCCAACGGUAAAGUGUUUUGGCCCGUUCCUACAAAACUGCAGAGUUCCUGCAAGGUUGACGUGACCUAUUUCCCGUUCGACAGCCAAGAGUGUUCCCUCAAGUUUGGCUCGUGGACAUACGAUGGCUACCAGGUGGACAUAACAAACAGGACUUCUGAGGUUGAUCUCAGCAACUACAUCGUGAACGGGGAGUGGGAGCUUAUACGUGUCCGAUUUAUAAGAAACGUUGUGAGAUACUCUUGCUGUCCCGAGCCAUUUCCUGACGUCACCUUCUAUAUCAAGAUCCGGCGUCGGACGCUGUACUACAUGUACAACGUGGUGUUUCCCUGUGUCAUGAUGUCGGCGCUGACUCUCCUGGUGUUCUGCCUCCCGCCGGACUCCGGGGAGAAGAUCGCCCUGGGCAUCACGGUACUGCUGGCCUUCUCUGUCUUCAUGCUGGCCGUGGCGGAGAACUUGCCGGAGACGUCCGAGUUUGUGCCCUUAAUCAGUAUCUACCUGACCAUCGUGAUGUCCUUGACCUCUGUUUCUGUCAUCAUGACUGUAUUUGUAUUGAACCUCCACCACCGUGGACCUCAGAAACAGUCGGUGCCAGACUGGCUUCGUCGCCUCUUCCUCGGUGCCCGCUCAGGUCGUCGCAGACCCUCCUGUUUCCGGAACUCAGACCGCAUGGGCCGGUUACACUACACAGGGGUACCCGGGGUGGAUACCAACUGUGUCGUCAGAGACGUGUCUCUUAAGCUCACCCUUGAGAAUUUAGCUCAGGACCUGAGGGAUGAGCUUCGUUUGGAUAACGGGGGUGUGCCAGAAGUGGAUACGUUGCCGUCUACAGUUGCCUCGCAGUCUCCUCGAUCGACGGCUACAACUGAACAGUGUGUGGACAGUGCAACGUCAUCGCCUGGACAGUUUAAGACAGCUACAACAACGGUGACGACGACGGGCGUGGAUAGUUGUGCGGAUACACCGAAUUCCACUCCGACGUUUGGGAAUAGUGUGGGCAGAAAAGAUCGGCUCUUGACCCCUCUUAUAGGAAGUGGAGGCGGGUCAGGAGGAAGUGUGGGAGGUGGAGGAGGAGGGGGUGGAAGGGGGUCGAAAAGUGGACACACAGGUGGACGCAGUGGAGUCGGUGUUGAAAAUACUGGCGGUGUAGGAGGAGGAUCGGGAGAUGGGGUGACGUCAAGUAGCAGACCGCGGGCGGCGAGGAAACGUCAUCCGAAAUCACGCUCGUCUGCGCCUUACGAGGACGCUCUCAUGUCCCUAACCAAACUGCUGGAGAGACACGACAAGGACGAGAAAGAGUAUGACGUCAUCCAGGACUGGCGUCGAUUGGCGCAGACGGUGGACAGGAUUCUGUUCGUGUUCUUCCUGGUGGCCACCAUCACUUCCACGCUGGCGGUGCUUGUUGUUAUGCCCGCUACACAAGACUCGUGA
Aplysia californica (California sea hare) is the source of this 1632-nucleotide messenger RNA. RefSeq names its product acetylcholine receptor subunit alpha-type acr-16-like. Gene Ontology annotation, biological process: monoatomic ion transmembrane transport; signal transduction; chemical synaptic transmission. The record is from RefSeq and is marked provisional. Gene Ontology annotation, molecular function: acetylcholine-gated monoatomic cation-selective channel activity; transmembrane signaling receptor activity. NCBI's taxonomy places the organism in Eukaryota, Metazoa, Mollusca, Gastropoda, Aplysiida, Aplysiidae. Gene Ontology annotation, cellular component: postsynaptic membrane; neuron projection; synapse.